Messenger RNA from Sander lucioperca (pikeperch), 1014 nucleotides. RefSeq names its product secretory calcium-binding phosphoprotein 5 (gene scpp5). Lineage: Eukaryota; Metazoa; Chordata; Actinopteri; Perciformes; Percidae. The record is from RefSeq and is a predicted model, not a curated record. The coding region runs from base 91 to 618 and encodes 175 amino acids. The transcript has 11 exons.
AGUAACUCUGUAGAAGAUACGAUCAACUGGCAUCAUCUCCCACAUCUACAUUCAUCAUCCUCUCCAGACGGACUUGGAUAAUCAGCAAAAAUGAAAUUGGCAAUCCUGUGCCUCUGUCUGGCUAGCAUGGCCUCCGCUGCACCUUCCAUCUUUCAUUACCUGCCUCAUUACGCGGGUUCCAGACAGCAGGUGCCGUCUUCACAGAUGAGGAAUCCCUUCGCAGCUGGUCAGUCUCUUCCAAACCCUGGAAUAGCUGGCGCUUACAGUGUGGAACUUAUUUAUCCACACAGCUUUGGUGCAGCUGGAUCAAACCCUGCACAGCCCUUUUCCUCCCAGGGUUUCAUCAAAUACUCCAUUCCUCAGCCACCAGGCAGACAGAGUGUGGAAGUCUACUACCCCUAUGACUUCUCCCAGCAAAGGAUAAUGACAAACAUCCCUCCUAUGACAAACGUCCCUCACAUGUCAAAUGUGCUCCCAUUUGAAUAUCCCCCUCAAAAUAUUCCUCAAAUCCCAAAUUUUCCCUCAUUUGAUGCCAAUCCUCUUCCAUCCCAGGAUCCUAUGCAGUCUCUCCAGCAGGACCAGCCCACGCAGACAAGCCAGAUGCCGGCGAAGGUGUGAAGUGGAGAAGCAUGAAAAGGAGGCAAAACUAUUCCUUCCUCCUUAACAUUCAGACAUCUGCAAAAGAACAUAUUAUGUUAAAUGACUGAAUCUGUUUCUGCAACAUGUGGAUGUGCUUACUUAAGUUAAGAUAACAUGCUAUGAUCAUACAAUAGCCACUUUUUAUUAGGAAUAUUGUUCCAAUAGUAACUAAAUCAAUACAAGGACAUCUGCAUAUAGAAUUAAACAUAUUUCUGAAGAAUUUUCUGCUUUACUUUAUAGCCUUCAUAGAUUUUCACUAUAUUUGUGUUAAUCAAGUACUUGCAAUGCUGUAUAUCCACAGUAUAUAACAGAUGUGCUGCAUACUCAUUUGAACUUUUCCAUAAAUGUAAUUUUCCUUAAGAAUUAAAGGUUUUC